AUGCCAGCAGCUGUCACAUCGUCACAUACGACGAAAGCUGCCCUCAAAGAACGCCGCCAUAUCCUCUAUGUGGAUGCAUAUGACUCAUUCUCGAAUAGCAUCGUCGGCCUACUUGAACAGAGUCUGGGAGCAAGCGUAACAACGGUCCGUAUCGAUGACGAGUCUGCAUUCGAUAACUUCACUACGAUCCUCAAAGCCUUCGAUGCUGUGGUAGUAGGACCUGGGCCUGGACACCCGGCCAACCCGAGCGAUGUCGGCCUUAUCGACCAGCUGUGGAAACUUAGCUCAGAGGACCUCCUUCCAGUCUUUGGAAUUUGCCUUGGAUUUCAGUCACUGUGUCUGGCAUAUGGGGCUGACAUCAAAAGACUGAAACAAGCAAGACACGGCAUCAUAUCGAACAUUCUUCACAAUCGGACCGAUAUCUUCCGGAAUAUCGCGAAGCUACGCGCCACACAGUAUCACUCUCUACAUGCCGUCCUGGACAAUAGCAGCAACGACUGCGCGGAGCCGCAAUGGCAGACCAAUGACCAAAGCCCCCACAUCCAACCUCUAGCGUGGGAUGUUGAAGACGAGAUCAAUGGAAUUAUCUUGAUGGCCGCAAGACAUACUGAGAAACCAUUCUGGGGCGUUCAAUUUCACCCUGAGUCGAUCUGCACCUCAAGAGAAGGCAUUACAUUGAUGCGACGAUGGUGGGUGCAGGCCGAAGAGUGGCUUACAUAUCGAUCACGGACCGUGGUACAUGAUCGUAUGACUGCACUGGACUAUAUAUCUCCUGCAGCCAUCACCGUAGCGGUAAGGGAUAGAAUCAAGCACAAGCUGAAAGAUCAACAUCAUUCCGCAGGCCUGAGUCUAGCCAAGGCAAUACAACUAAACACCGGGGCCCAGACCACUCAGCUACAAUGGGCGUCUUAUGCGACGGACCAGAUCAGUCCGAUUAAACUCGCAGAAGCACUUGAUCUCGAUCGAGAGGAAUCCAUCCUUCUUGACUCACAAAAUCACAGCAUGGGCCGAUUCAGUAUGCUGGGCGUUGUCGUACCUGGAGAAACGAUGAAAAUCACGUACAGAUCCUGGGACCGCACUUUACGCUACGGUACUGGCCCUGACGACGAACAACUAGUUCAACUUAGUUCUAUCGAUCAGACAUGGCCAAUCUUCCAGGAGGCGCUUGAUAUUCAUGAUCCAAAUAAACAAAGAUACGAACGCAACCUUGAUCGGAGAAACGAAGAUCUGCCACAUGACAGCCCUUUCUGGGGUGGUCUCAUGGGCUACAUCUCAUACGAAGCUGGUCUAGAAACAAUCGACGUUGCGCCUCACGAGUCUUUAGCCCACAGCAUAAUUCCAGAUAUCAACUUCGCUUUCAUACAUCGCAGCAUCGUCAUCGACCAUGUCAAAGGCUAUACAUAUGUGCAGUCGUUAUUACCAAAUGACUCUUCUUGGACCGCCCACGUCGGGCGGACCAUCGAAGUCCUGGCUCAGCAACAAGAACCCACAUCUGAACCACGUACAGCGAGAGGCAAUACAAGCAUCACCAGAGAACUCCGCGAAGGCCUCGAAAUGGAGAAGAGGCUUAGCCUCUCCCAGAUUCGGACCCCUCAGGAACGAUACUACCGCAACAAAGUUCUCCGAUGCCAAGACUCACUGGCCGCAGGCGAUUCCUACGAGCUGUGCCUGACUGACGAGACCUUAAUCAAAGUGCCGAAGAUCGAUGGUAAAGGCGUGAAUGCCUGGGCACUGUACAAGAAGCUGCGACUCAAGAAUCCUGCACCGUAUGGUGCUUACCUCCACCUCUCAAACGCUACUGUGGUCGGCACGAGUCCGGAACGAUUCCUCAAGUGGGAUCGCGAAGGCAACUGCCAGUUCAGGCCCAUCAAGGGCACGGUGAAGAAGUCGCCCACGAUGACGCGUGAGGCAGCACACAACAUUCUCAAGUCAUCCAAAGAGCAGGCCGAAAAUUUAAUGAUAGUCGACCUGAUACGUCAUGAUCUUAGUGGUGUGAUUGGCGCUGAGCGUUGCAGCGUCCCCAAGCUCAUGACUGUCGAAGAAUACGAGCACGUGUACCAACUUGUGUCAGUCAUUGAAGGGCAGCUGCCAGAAUCCGCAACAGGCGAAGGACCAACAGGCCUGGAUGUGUUGAAAGCCUCACUACCGCCAGGUUCCAUGACCGGCGCACCGAAGAAGAGGUCUUGCGAGAUUCUGAGGGACAUUGAACAACGCCCCCGUGGCAUCUAUUCCGGUGUCUUAGGAUAUCUAGAUGUUGGCGGAGCAGGAGAUUUUUCGGUUGUGAUUCGCACUGCGCUCCACGAUGCGACUACCGCCGACAGAUCGACAAGAUUGCACACCACUGUCGACGACAGUGGCAAUUCUACUCCACACUCGCACGUUGGGUAUACUCCCUCGAACACAAGUCCAAGAUGUUCCAGUCCCUCCGCUUCUGUCCGAGAAGGAGAAUGCUCUGCCCAUGAAAGCACAGAGACAUGGCGCAUUGGGGCUGGUGGCGCGGUCACUAUCCAGAGUACUGAUGAGGGGGAGUUUCUCGAGAUGGAAACCAAGGUCAUGACGGCUCUGACGGCAUUCCAAUCCAAGUGA
Didymosphaeria variabile is the source of this 2586-nucleotide messenger RNA. RefSeq names its product para-aminobenzoate synthase, (PABA). The transcript has a single exon. The coding region runs from base 1 to 2586 and encodes 861 amino acids. The record is from RefSeq and is a predicted model, not a curated record. NCBI's taxonomy places the organism in Eukaryota, Fungi, Ascomycota, Dothideomycetes, Pleosporales, Didymosphaeriaceae. Gene Ontology annotation, biological process: L-tryptophan biosynthetic process.